Messenger RNA from Alnus glutinosa, 1767 nucleotides. Its product is annotated as nuclear pore complex protein NUP1-like. The record is from RefSeq and is a predicted model, not a curated record. The transcript is spliced from 2 exons. The coding region runs from base 35 to 1465 and encodes 476 amino acids. Lineage: Eukaryota; Viridiplantae; Streptophyta; Magnoliopsida; Fagales; Betulaceae.
UCUUCGCUCUCUCUCUCUCUCUCUCUCUCUCUCUAUGUUCCCUAAAUUCCUAACCCCAGCUUUCUCUCUUCUCUCUCUAAUGGACACGGCGCGGGAGGGGAAGCCCCACGACGCCGUUUCGGGGGAAGGAUUAGGCGCCGGAGGCAAGUUCCGGAAGCGGCCGUUCCGGCGGGGCGCCAAAACCUCGCCGUACAACCGUCCGCCGACGGCUCUCAGAGUCAGAAGCAGAUCCACUGCCUUCAGCAGUAGCAGCCUCUCUGUCUCCACUGGAGCAGCACCUUCAUUUUCAGCAACAGCAAAUUUUAAAUUUGGAUGUACAGUUUCAUCAACUUCAGCAUCACCGGUAGCUGCUACUUCUGGAAUAGAAUCAGAAGCAGUCAAGACUAGGCCAUAUACAGGCUUUGGCAAUCUCAGCAGCAAUCCUUUUGUUGGCACAUCUGCUGCAAAUGCAAGUACAGGAAGGAGCAAUUUUGGAUUUGGUGCUGCAGUCACUUCAACUGCUAACGAUCAGUCUCAGGGUUCUCUUUUUGGUGCUGGCAGUGGAUCUGUGCUUAAUUCACAGGCAUCUUUUAGCAACAGCAUGCCCAUGCAUUUCAGUUCGACUUCAUCGUCCCAAUCUUUUGGAUUGGCUAGGAAUACGGCUUUCUCUUCUGGCAGUUCUCUGUUUGCUGCCUCAACUUCUGCUGCGAAACUUUUCAAUUCAGGUGCUGCUUUUAGGCUUAGCUCUUCUGCUUCCUCUUCUGAGGCCAACACCAGUAGUGCCAUAGGUGGUGCUACUUCAAGCUUGUUUGGUUCCGGUUGGCAGUCUACAAAGUCGAACCCAAUAUUUGUUUCGGCUUUUAAUUCUACCUCUUCCUCAGCUGGGUUGUCCUCAGCAUCUACAGCGUCUGUUCCUGCUACUACGUCACCAUCAACUGGGUUUCCCUUCACAGCAUCUACAGCUGCUGCUAAUGCUACAUCUCCGCCAUCUGUGUUUGCAUUUGGAGCGUCUGCACCUUCUGUUGCCGCUACUAGCAGUUCACCUGGUAUAUUUGGAUCAUCUAUUGGGGCGUCAUCUGGUCCCGCCUACUUGUUCACUUCAGGUAUGGCUGCUCCCUCGUCGCAGCCUGUCUUUGGUAACCUUAGUCCGGGCUUCGCAUUUAAUUCAGCUGCUUCAGGAAAUAAUGAUCAAAUGAAUAUGGAGGACAGCAUGGCAGAGGAUACUGUUCAAGCAUCCAUGCCUGCAGUUCCAGCAUUUAAUCCACAUCCUGUCGCACCUCCUCAAUCUAGCUUUGUGUUUGGUUCAACGCCUACAUCAACAACAAAUACCUUUAAUUUUGUGGCCCUCCAACAGAUUUUGGGCACAGUACAGAACCCAUUUCAGGCUAAAAACAGUUUAGGAGGGAGCUUCUCAGUGGGUGCUAGUGGCGGGGACAAGUCUGGUCGAAAGAUUGUCAAAGUUAGUCGCAAGCUGCGGAAGAAGUAAAUUUAUCAAUCAUUACAGACAAUUGGUACCCUUGUCAAGUUCUACAGAUGCAAUUAAUGGACAAAUAAUGAUAAUGGUAAGAGGUCAACAGCAAGAGACGGCUGUUUCUGUCGGUCGCCUGGAUUUGAUCGGUGCAGACAAAGGAUUUGAGCUUGGGCAACUGUGCCAUUGAUGGUGUCAAAUGUGAAAGCUUGUGAAAGAAGUUAUCGAGAGAAAACAGAGAAAGCAGAGAAUGGAGAGAAAGCAAAGUGCUCUGUGUAUUGGAUAAUCUCGAAUAAUGAAUACAAGAGGAUGUUUAUGUA